UAGAAAUGGAGAAAAAUAAAAAUUCAGGAAAAUGGUGUUGUGUGCCAAGCUGCAAGUGGGUGAAAGGGGACAAUAUUUCCCUACACUAUUUUCCAAAAGACAAGGAUUUAAGAAAAAAAUGGACAAUAGCUUGCAAAAUUGGGAAACCAGUGACACCCUACAUGCAAGUAUGCGGCAGACACUUCUCAGACUAUCACUUUGCAGGAGGUGCACAUGCAAAGGUACGGCGUUUAAAAACGUCCAUAGCUGUUCCUACAUUAUUUUUACCUCGUAGGCCACUGGAUCGAAUACCUACAGAUAAACAAAAAAAAGAAACCGAAGAACGAGCUGAAAGAUUGAACCGACGUCAAUAUCAAGUGAUAUGUCAACAGAGACAUUAG
Molecule: messenger RNA, 380 nt
Organism: Cyphomyrmex costatus
Lineage: Eukaryota; Metazoa; Arthropoda; Insecta; Hymenoptera; Formicidae
Product: THAP domain-containing protein 11
Exons: 3
Coding region: 6-380 (124 amino acids)
Molecular function (GO): sequence-specific DNA binding
Source: RefSeq, a predicted model, not a curated record